Messenger RNA from Protopolystoma xenopodis, 423 nucleotides. Lineage: Eukaryota; Metazoa; Platyhelminthes; Monogenea; Polystomatidea; Polystomatidae. The record is from the annotation of a GenBank genome assembly.
AUGAUGCUGCCGCCGAUGCUGCUGGCGUCUCCUCGAGCCGCGGAUCAACCCUUUCCUGUAUGCUCAUUCCCGCCCCGAUCUACCCCACAUUUACAUACCUCAGUCCCCGUUUGUCUCUCUUUCUGUCUGUCCGUAUUGUUGUUUGCCCAUUCUUCCUCUCGUCUGCUUGCUUCCACAUCUGUUCGUCUGUUUGUCCAUCAAUCCGUCCAUCUAUCUGUCUCCGUUUUGUCCUGCCCGCCGUCCCCUAAGUCUGUCGAUUGUCUAUCCGUCUCUCCCGUUUGUCCAACUGUCCGUUUGUCUGUCUUUCCGUCCGCCCGUCAGUGCACCUCUCCUUUGUCCCUACGUCCGUCCGUCCGUCUGUAUGGCCUGUAUGUAUGUAUACCGCCACAUCAAAUUGGAUGUCGGCUCUACGAUGGGCCUUGA